Messenger RNA from Penicillium atrosanguineum, 1308 nucleotides. Its product is annotated as aldehyde dehydrogenase family protein. The coding region runs from base 1 to 1308 and encodes 435 amino acids. Lineage: Eukaryota; Fungi; Ascomycota; Eurotiomycetes; Eurotiales; Aspergillaceae. The transcript has 4 exons. The record is from RefSeq and is a predicted model, not a curated record. Gene Ontology annotation, molecular function: aldehyde dehydrogenase (NAD+) activity.
AUGUCGAACCAGAUCCGCACUAUCAACCCUGCUACACAUGAGGUGAUCUUCGAUCAGCCUGGCACCUCGCUCGAGGAUGCUGGCAAGAUCGCCAAGGCGUCCAAGGUGGCCUUCGAGUCUUAUCGCAAGCUGAGCUUGGAGGAGCGGAAGGACAUUGUCAAGCGCGCUCUUGCCAUUCUUGCUACCAAGUACGAUGAGCUGGCUAAGGAGCUCACUACCCAGAUGGGUCGACCGAUCAGAUACUGUGUCGGAGAGAUCAAGACUGCGGCGCUUCGCUCAGAGCACUUGCUCCAGAUCGCCGGAGAGGCACUGGCUGAUCUUCCUGGCCAGCCUCAAGCCGGUUUCAAGCGCAUGGUCAAGCACGCUCCUCUCGGUCCUAUUCUGAUCGCCGGCGCUUGGAACUACCCCUACCUGACCACCGUCAACGCUCUGAUCCCUGCCCUGGUGGCAGGAAACAGCGUCCUCCUUCGCCCCUCCCCUCAGACCCCUCUCUUCGGAAACAGACUCCUCGAGAUCUUCACCGAAGCAGGACUCCCUUCCAACGUCCUCCAGAUCGUUCACAUUGGUAGCCUGGAUGUGCUUGACCAAGUCGCCCAGCUUCCCGAAAUCCAGUCUAUUUCAUUCACAGGUUCUACCGCGGGCGGUAUCCGCCUCCGCGAAGCAACUGCUAAGCAGGUCAAGCCCGUGCACCUCGAGCUAGGCGGAAACGACCCUGCCUACGUCCGUGCCGAUGCGGACGCGAAAAGUGUCGCUGAGAACCUGGUCGACGGUGCAGUUUUCAACUCUGGUCAGAGCUGCUGUUCUAUUGAGCGUGUUUACGUGCACGAGAAGAUUUAUGAUGAAUUCGUGCGCUGUGUGCAGGAGGAGCUGGCCACCACCACAACCACCGGCCCCGUGGUCUCCGCACCGGCCAAGGUCAAGAUUCAAUCUCACAUCGACGACGCCCUCAGCAAGGGCGCAGUGGACUCAACCCCGGAGAACGCCACUUUUGCCCUGGCCAAAACAUCCCAGACGGGCAACUUUAUGGCUCCUGUCGUCCUGACGAACGUCAACCACACCAUGAUCACCAUGAAAGAAGAGACCUUUGGCCCUGUCAUGCCCAUUAUGAAGGUUUCCAGCGACGAGGAAGCCGUUGCCUUGAUGAAUGACAGUGACUAUGGUCUGACUGCGAGUGUCUGGACUAAGGAUAUUGCUCGUGGAGAGGAGUUGAUUGAUGACAUUGAGGCUGGCACUGUGUUCAUCAACCGUUGCGAUUAUCCCGCUCCGGUAAGUUCUCUCCUAGCGCCCUCGGAGCUUGAUUCAGGCUAA